Messenger RNA from Phytophthora sojae, 234 nucleotides. RefSeq lists its product as hypothetical. The coding region runs from base 1 to 234 and encodes 77 amino acids. NCBI's taxonomy places the organism in Eukaryota, Oomycota, Peronosporomycetes, Peronosporales, Peronosporaceae. Gene Ontology annotation, biological process: mitochondrial respiratory chain complex IV assembly. The record is from RefSeq and is a predicted model, not a curated record. The transcript is spliced from 2 exons. Gene Ontology annotation, cellular component: mitochondrion.
AUGGGCAAGGCUUGUCGCGACAUGGCGGAGGCGCUGCGCGACUGCAUGGUGCAGCAGGAGUGCAUGGCGGACGGCACCAAGACGCUCAAGCAGUGUCUGCACGACCGCGCGUACUCGCACGAGUGCCAGGAGUACCGCGUGGCCUACUUCGAGUGCAAGCGCGGCCAGCUGGACAUGCGCCAGCGGAUCCGAGGCCCGAAGGGAGGCAUGUCCAAGCCCGCGGACGGCAACUGA